AUGAUAUCCCAUGGGGGGAGGGGAGGGGAAGAGCCCAGGCCAGUUCCCCUCUCUUACAGGCUCCUGGAUGGUCAGGACACUCUCCCACCUGUUGUCUUCCUGCACGGGCUGUUUAGCAACAAAAACAUCUUCCAGGCUGAGGCUGAGGCCUUGGCAAAGCAAACAGGCAGGAAGGUAUUGACAGUGGAUGCUAAGAGCCAUGGAGAGAGCCCUCAUAGCCCUGACUGCAGCUAUGAGGCCAUGAGCACUGACCUGCAGGCUCUGCUGUCGAAGCUAGGACUCAGCCCCUGUGUCCUCAUCCGGCACAGCAUGGGAGGCAAGACAGCCAUGGCGCUGGCACUGCAGAAGCCAGAGCUGGUGGAACGUCUGGUCUCAGUGGAUAUCAGCCCCUUGGUGGCCACCGACAUGCCAAAGAUCUUUAAAAUUGUACCUGCUAUGAAGACUAUAAACAUCCUUGGAGAUGUUUCCAACUCUGAAGCUUUUGAAAUAGUUGAUGAGUAUCUGAAGCUAUUUGUCAAGGAUUCAAGUAUUCGGCAGUACCUGUUCAACAGUCUGGUGCGGGUCAACGGACAAUAUGAGUGGAAAGUCAAUGCUGAAAACCUGUGGCAGCAGCAAAACUCAUUUCUGGAUAGUCUUCAGAUCCAGGGCAUCUAUCAUGGCCCCACACUCUUCCUCAGAAGCACCAAUUCGUCCUUCAUCCCACCAAGUCACUAUCCCAAGAUCAAGCUCCUGUUCCCUGAAGCUCAGUUCCAGACCUUGCCUGAUACUGGCCACAUCCUCCAUAUCAAGAAGCCCCAAGAGUUCAUGAACAGUAUCCUCAGUUUCCUGUCCUAG
Molecule: messenger RNA, 834 nt
Organism: Vombatus ursinus (common wombat)
Lineage: Eukaryota; Metazoa; Chordata; Mammalia; Diprotodontia; Vombatidae
Product: protein ABHD11-like
Cellular component (GO): mitochondrion
Source: RefSeq, a predicted model, not a curated record